This is a messenger RNA of Amoebophrya sp. A25, 1514 nucleotides long. Lineage: Eukaryota; Dinophyceae; Syndiniales; Amoebophryaceae. The record is from the annotation of a GenBank genome assembly.
CCAGCUCUGUAGCGAAGUUUUUUGAGUCCUGCACGACGACUACAGGUUCGUCUACGGGAGGAGGAGAAGCAGCCUCGAGUGGAGGAAGGACGGGAUUAAUGUCUAAAGUUAUGCCACUACAGGACUCAUUUUUAUAAGCGUAACUUGUUAUUGGCUUUGUUCUUGGCUCUCUGAAUUUGAUGCUUGCUAAGACGUGUGCUUUUUUGUUUUAGAUUUAGCAGUGAUAUUCAAACUCAUGUGAUGAGUCUAUAGGUACUGUAUAAGGCUGCUCCGCUGAGUAAAUAUUCUCGUCCUGAAAGCCCAUUUCUAAUACCACGCAAUGGAUAGCAGAGGUGAAAUCGCUGACUGGUGAUGGGUUUAACGUGCCCGCUUUGACAAAGCUCUUCGAACGCUUGCAGUUGCCUCAGGACGCUCUUGCGUUGAAGAAACAAGCAACCUCAGGAGCGACCCCGUUCCUUGAAGGCACAAAGCCCGCACAGAGAUUAAGGCUUGUAGAAUGAUGUGAAUGAAGUAUUUCUAUUUUCUUUUUCUACUAAUGUCAGAAGGCGGAGCGACAUUUUCAGUAGCGCUUGAGCGCCACUGCUUCUGGGUAGGGCAACAAUUUUCAUUGGUGCUGAUUUUCUGAGGUCUAGUUUAAGAAAGAAUCACUAGAUCUGGGGAUUUGCACAUGCAGCACCAAUCAAGGAUCAACAUUAUCAUGGGGAUGGGGUUGCAUAUGGUAGCUCUAAAUUAAGCAGCGGAAGCACUCGAUCCAUACAGCGGGAACAUUGAGGCCUACAUGGAUCUUUGUAGGAUGAGUGUUGUCGCAGCACAAGAAGAAAGCCAAAAAUUAGGACAAGGAUCUAAACAAGACCUUUUAACGAUAAUAUGAUCGAUUAUACCACAGAAGACCAACAGUAUCAUCUUGACUCGUUGCGCGUCUGUCUUGUUUUCCUAGGAGGCCGGUACAUUAAGAUGUACUUAGACUAAGAGCUCCAGCUCGACGAGCGUCACGAGAAUUAGUAUCAUGUAGAUGAAGAGCUUAGAUCUUAUACUAUCGUGAAGACAGGGAGGAGGAGCUCCCGCUCUAAGAAAAGCAGGCGAUGGCGCUGACGCAGCUUCUGGCAACAAAAAACAAAUGCCUCCAGUUGUUGUAGAUAUUGCCUCAGUUGUGAGUACUACACCCGCUGCAGCCGCGUCUGCACCCACAGCAGGCAAAGAUUAAGAGCACCUACUCGAGGUGAGUCAAUUUUUACCAACGUGUUUUAUUCAAUUUCAAAUCCACCAGCAUGUUUUUUGAGCCAACGACUUCCUCAGCUGGCUCUAAAAAGACGUCGCCAGGCCUUCGGUAUCGUCUUGUUUACCGACGUCUUUUAGUCAAUUUCCUUAGUUCUAAAAAGAGGUCGCCAUGCCUUCGGAGGUAUCCUCGGAAGCUACCAAGGGUUUAGAUCCUCCCUUUGUACACACCGCAACCCUUCGUUUGUGGCGAGUUGCAUCUGCGCGCCACGGAAACUUCAUACAGAGGACGAGCUUGU